Messenger RNA from Prosopis cineraria, 937 nucleotides. RefSeq lists its product as uncharacterized. Gene Ontology annotation, cellular component: CURI complex; UTP-C complex. Gene Ontology annotation, biological process: ribosomal small subunit assembly; rRNA processing. NCBI's taxonomy places the organism in Eukaryota, Viridiplantae, Streptophyta, Magnoliopsida, Fabales, Fabaceae. The record is from RefSeq and is a predicted model, not a curated record. The coding region runs from base 286 to 687 and encodes 133 amino acids. The transcript has 6 exons.
AUCUGCUUGAAAAGACAAAGGCCAAAUGGCCAAGUUGUUUCGAAGGAGCAAAAUGGCGGAGUAGGAGAGAAUUCUUCUGAAGCUCAAUUGAUUGAAGACUUUAAGGAGCACGGGGAGAUUGAUAUUGAAGUGACAAAUCAAUCUUGUAAGUCAAAGAAAACUAAGAAAAAGAGAAAGAAGGAAGCACAUUUUGUAAAGGAGGUUUUGACCUCACCAGCAAAUGGAGGGACUGACCAAGAUGAGACGUAUACUAUUUCUUCUGGAGAUGAGGAUUGCUCAAAAGGAAUGAAAAAAUGGAUCAUGGAAUACCAUCAAAGUAGGCCCGGCUUGAAGGCAUUGGAAGAUCAAAUUGAUGACUUUAUAACUGCCCAUGAAGAAAAACUAGAAGAGGAAAGAAAAGAAAGAGAAGCUCGUGCUGCAGAAGGGGGAUGGACAGUUGUUGUACACCAUAAAGGUAGGAAGAAAACUACUGACUCUGAAAGUGGAAUUGUUGUGGGUUCUGUUGCGCAAGCUGCUGUGGAGCAAAAAGCUGCCAAGAAAAAGAAUAAAGAAGUAUCGCAAAAUUUCUACCGUUUUCAGAAAAAAGAGGCCCAGAGAAAUGAAAUCAUGAUGUUGCAAAGCAAAUUCGAAGAGGACAAAAAACGGAUGCAGCAGUUGAGAGCUGCAAGGAAAUUUAGACCAUAUUAAACGUUUUCUUAUCCUUACAAGGCCUGGAUAUGAAUAAGAAUAAUCCUAUGCAGCUCACGUACUCUAAGAUAGGAAUGGCUCGCAUUCCAUUCUAAUUUUGUCAUGAUUAUUAUAGUUAUCAGUUUAGUGUAGGUCAUAGCUCUUGUAAUUUAAAUUAUAUGAUUUUUUUUUUUAAAUUGGGGAAACUAUCUCUUGCCUUUGUGAAUGUUUUAGUUUAGUUGAAGCGCAGAGCAUUUGGUUAGCUAUUAAA